Conger conger (European conger) is the source of this 1433-nucleotide messenger RNA. Its product is annotated as MARVEL domain-containing protein 1-like. The record is from RefSeq and is a predicted model, not a curated record. The coding region runs from base 248 to 736 and encodes 162 amino acids. Gene Ontology annotation, cellular component: membrane. The transcript has a single exon. Gene Ontology annotation, molecular function: structural constituent of myelin sheath. NCBI's taxonomy places the organism in Eukaryota, Metazoa, Chordata, Actinopteri, Anguilliformes, Congridae. Gene Ontology annotation, biological process: myelination.
ACUAAGGGAGGGAAGAGAGGCAGCAGAGCCAGACAGACCCAGAGGAAGCGGAAGACGAAAAACUGAGAAGAGCUAUUUCAAAACCCAGAGGCUGCAAAAAACCGACACGGUCCAACCGCCUUCGUCCCAUCUGCUUCGGGCUUCCUUGUUCUCGUGCCCCUCCCCUCAAACUCUUCCAUUUCAGCUCCAAAACAACCUGGGUGACCCCCCCCCCUCGGGGAUCCCAGCCCGGCCGGUUACCGCGGAGAUGCCCCUCCAGCCGCAGGUGAGGAAGAGUAUGGCGGGGGUUCUCAGGAGCGUUUUCGGGAUCCUCCGUCUCCUCCAGAUCCUGCUGGGCGCCGGCUUGUGGGUCACCAUCGCCGCCAACAAGUACGAGGGGGCCAUGCACUUUGUGCUCUUCGUCGCGGUGCUGUUCUGGCUCCUCACCCUCGCCCUCCUCUUCCUCACCCUGCUGGACAAGCAGGACCUCGUCCCCCUGGUGGGCGGGGAGCGCUGGUUGCCGAGCAACGUCGCGCACGACCUGGCCGCCACCCUGCUGUACAUUCCCGCAGCGGGAGUCGCGAUUUACAAAACGGAGAGGUACUCGUAUUGCAACCUGGAGACGUACCAGCACAACUGCUCCUACAAGGUCUACCUCACCGCGUCCGUGUUCGCCUGCCUGAACGCCGCUGUUUAUCUGAUCUCCGCCGUUCACGGAUGCGUCCGGAAGCAAAGGGGCGAGCUGACCGUGGCGUGAGAGAGAUUAUCCGGAGAGGGAAACUUCCACAGCCGGCUCGGCUCGUACAAAAAAACUCAACUCGGAGAUCGGGGAGCUAUGCACAGUACUUUACUUUAGUACUUUAGUACUUUAAAGCAGAUGCUUUGACACAGACUCAGAGCGAACAGGUUUGUUGAUGUUUGUUACGGUACUUUAAUGGCCAAGACCAAUAACUAACUAUUUUCCGUUUGUGAUCAAAUAUAAAAUGUUUUACGAGAAAACAAGCUAGUGUUUCCACGCUUGAGAAAGUAAAGUAAUUGACUUUUGGCUCGCUAAGUCGGAGGGCUUAUGAGUUGGUUCUUGAAAUGAAAUGAUCUGUCAACAUGAACUCAGUCUGUCCCCAUGGUGAUAAGUGUGCUCCAGAGAAUUCCUGAUAUUUACAUUCCACAGUGGACAGAGAUUGGACUGUGAGCAUAGUCCGGCAUUCCCAUCUUGUCUGAGAAUGCAACUGAGCCUCAAAAACUGAUAGCAAAGAAUCACAACCGCAAACGUGUCACCUCCUAACAGCGCUGUACGGAAACAUAGCAUAGAUCGCGCUGUAUAUAAUUUAGAACUGAACAGUCCAAUGAAAGGACAAACAGAACCUCCUACAGCACAGCUUGUUUUGUUGAGGUAUUUUUCUGCUAAAUGUAAAGUGAGAACCAAACACUACUAAAUAAAGUCCCCAUAUCACUAA